Molecule: messenger RNA, 1873 nt
Organism: Prunus mume (Japanese apricot)
Lineage: Eukaryota; Viridiplantae; Streptophyta; Magnoliopsida; Rosales; Rosaceae
Source: RefSeq, a predicted model, not a curated record
GGCUUUGUCCUUGUUGAAAUUUUGGUCUCUGUUUCUAGUUUGAUUUUGGGUCUUUGAUCCUCAAAAGGGCUUUGCAUUAUUUUGGGGUUUUUGGUGUAUAUAAUACUCGUGCAACUGUGCAAGUGUUAUAUUAGUGGGCUGUUUCUUAGCCGGGUUUCAUGGAUAUGCUACGCCCAUUUUGAGACAAAAGUGCUGUUAGUGCCAUUGGUAUUUAGAUCUGCAGUAUCAGUUCUCAGUGUUUUGACCUUUUAUAGGAAGAAGGAAUGGAGUUUGCUACUACCAAACCCCUUAAACCCUCCUCAAACAUAUCUGAUAUUGUCUCCAAGUUUGCCAAAGUUUGCAAGUUGAGAUCCAUUGGUGUGUUUACCUCUGAAAACCAAGAUCACCAUCACCAGCAUCCCAACAACCCCAACAACGUUAGUGUCCCUUUUGGUGAAGAUGGAAGUGAUGUGACCGAGGAUACAGAGCGUGAUGGCGUAAAAAUCCAUCCCCAGCCCAUGGAAGUUACGAGAACAAGCAGUAUGUGUGGGGAUGCCGAGUUAUCCAAGUUGUUUGACAUUGUGUCAGCUCUGAAAUUAGCUUAUAUCCAGCUUCAGGAAGCUCAUGUACCCUAUAACCCGAAAAAGAUUGUAGCUGCAGAUGAACAUUUUAUGGCUGAGCUUGAAUCUCUCUGCAAGAUUAAGCGUGUGUAUAAGGAGACGCAAUGUGUGAAGCCCAAGUCUGAUUCAUCUCAUUCCGCUAUCCUGAGGAAGAAGGUUGAACUGAAUGAGAAGCUGCUGGAAGAGUUGAAGUUUCAAACGGAAGUUAAGAACUCUGAUAUAAUCUGCCUGCAACAAGAGCUCAGAGAUUUGGACUUGGUGAAUGUGACACUGGCUGAGAAUGUAAGGCAGAUAAGUUUGCAAAGGAAGAAUGCUCGGGUUUUGAACAUUACUACAUUUCAGGAUGCUUACAGAGCUGCGUCAAAAUCCAUUCAUGAUUUUGCAAAGCCUUUAAUUAGCUUGAUGAAAGCUUCAGGCUGGGAUUUGGAUCUUGCGGCAAAGGCAGUGGAAGUGGAAGCUGCAUAUUCAAAAAGGUCCCACAAGAAGUACGCAUUUGAAGCCUACAUUGCAAGGAGAAUGUUUUAUGGGAUGUCAUUGAAAGCUUAUAAUGUGGAUGGUAUUAUGAGAUAUGAUGACCCAAUGGAUGCCCUGAUAGAGAACCCAGAUUCAGAUUUUGCCAGAUUCUGCGGAGAAAAGUAUCUACUAGUUGUUCAUCCAAUGAUGGAAUCAUGGUUUUUUGGGCAUCUGGAUCACAGGACACUUGUAUUGAGUGGCAAGCAUCCAAGGACUUCAUUCUAUCAAAUAUUUGUGAGAAUGGCAAUGUGGGUUUGGGUUUUACGUGGCAUUGCACCUUCGAUAGAUUCUGAAGCAAAAAUAUUUGCUGUCAAAAGAGGAAGCAAAUUCUCAGAUGCUUAUAUGGAAUCUGUGGAGGAAGAUGGCAAAGGUGCAGCUGUCUUGGAUGAAGGACAAGUCGAGUUUAUGGUCAUGCCUGGAUUUAGAAUUGGAGAGACAAUUGUGAGGUCUCGCGUGUAUGUUUCAAAACCAAAAAUGUAAUCGUCCCUUGGUAAUGUUUACAGUUCACUGACCAACUGGUAAUUCAGCUGAACCUAACUUUUGUUAUGAAAUGUUAAUAUAGUUAGUUCAACUUAGCCGAGAGCAAUUGUCGGAGUUUUCCAAACUACAGCUGGUAGAGUUAAAUCGAUUUAACUCUCAAAUCUGAGUUUGUAAUGUCCACUUUUCAAGUUUUGACAUAUCUAUAUGGAUGUGGUAGACUGCAAGAAUCUGGUUAAUCACUUUCUAAACUGUAAAUAGACAUCUAUAUGGAUAUUGUUCUU